Molecule: messenger RNA, 980 nt
Organism: Cuscuta epithymum
Lineage: Eukaryota; Viridiplantae; Streptophyta; Magnoliopsida; Solanales; Convolvulaceae
Source: the annotation of a GenBank genome assembly
UUAGAGGAUCCUCUAAUACAUGGAGGAGGAGAAUACCACCACCGUGGCCUCACCGGACGGGAAGCCGGCGUCAAAGGGUGGCCAGAACGGGUUGAGAUGGAACCCAACAAAAGAGCAAAUUAACUUGCUUGAGAGGUUUUACAAUGAAGGGAUAAGGACCCCAACAGCAGAGCAGAUACAAGAGAUCACAGGCAUGCUUAGGGCUUUUGGUCAUAUAGAGGGGAAGAAUGUGUUUUACUGGUUUCAGAACCACAAGGCCAGGCAACGCCAGAAACUCAAGCAUCAACAUAACUUGGCCCCUCUCUUUAUCCCUUCCACUAAUUACCAACUCCAUUAUCCUCUUUACCCCUUCCCGCCGCCUUCUCCAAACGUUACCUACCCACCGUACUACAUGCCGCCGCCGCCACAAGGGGGUGUUGGGAUUUACCCAAAAAACACCGAGUUAUUUAUUCCUUCCUGGCAAACAAUGGGGUAUAAUAGGAAAUUGCCAAGUAUGGGUAUGAUAGGUUGUGGAGAUGAAGAUGUGGAAAGAAAACGAGGAAACGCGAAACCAUGCAGGCCAGAAACGUUGAAUUUGUUCCCUUUGUGUCCUACUGGGGUUUUACAUGAAGAAUGUAACAGGAAGAAUGUGGAUGCAGGCUUUAAUACAGCCACUCCGUCCUGGUCUGGAGAUGAUGAUAAUGAUAACGAGCGCUUCACAUUCUUUGAUUUUUUUUGUGGGAAUGGUUGUUAUGGAAGUCAUGACUGAUUGUGACAGUGUUAUUUGCUGACAAUGUUUGACUGAUAGUUGACUCUCAUGCUACCUUUAAACCAGGUUGUGCAUGUAUCAAAUUCUAUACAUUAUAUUAAAUUAAUAGAUAAAAGUGUUUUUUAGGGUUGAGAAAAUAAACUAGUUUUGGUGACCAUUACAGUUCUUCUGGUGUUUUCUUGAUUGCCGAUUCACUUUUAUUUUUGUGAAGUUAAUGUAAGUAGUACUAUAC